UCUCCCACACCACCUGAAGCAUCCACUCCCUGCGCUCGCAGUGAUUGACACUUUCGUGUUGCUUUGUGCCUGGAUACCGAGCGGCUCACUGCCGCAAACUGCUCUGAGAAGAAGAGAAAUCCAGCUCCACAUUAACAGAUCAGCUCACAGACCAAUGCUGGAUUGUAGAAAAGUGGCCAACACCCACGCAACGACAGAGCAUACGUUGGCUCUGAGCUAGCCAAUGCUAGCUAAUCGACCAGCGUCCAGUGAAUGGCUACGCAGAGACCAGCCUUGACUCUCCCACUCAGACAUGGGGAGUAAAAUGUCCUUCAGCAGAGGAAGCAGUGACCAAAAUACAGUGUCUGAGUUAACCUCUGUGGCAUCCCAUCCUCCCAAUUCCAUUCAUGCGCCUUUGGACUGCAAGCAGAAACCUGAAGACAAGGGAGGCCGUCAGGAAGACGUGGACUCCAACUGGGGAGAGGAAAUGAAAGCAGCAGAACUGACUCCACCUGCACCUGAGUCCCACUCAUCGGGGCAUGUGGAGUCUGAUGGCCGAGUUAACUCUGAAACAGUCGGCGGACCGAAUUGUCAACACAGUGAGCACACGUCUUCACAGGCAGGGAUCGAAGCAAAGUCCCAGACGACUGCAAUUGUGUGCAGCUCCACUACAGACAGCCGUGGACAGCCUGUGGAGGUCCGCAGGAAACCUGGCCGCCCGCGUAAAAGAAAAUCACUUUUGCCUGAAGGCAUAAAACAUCCAGAUUUGGCUGGUUAUGAUGCAGUUCAACAUAAGGAGAUCAGCACAACAAUUCCUUUGCCAAGAGUCGCUCCCUUAAUCAAUAAUUCCCCCCAUAAGGAGACGUCUGGUCUUCAUACUGUUUCUGAUGGCAAAGUACAAGACAGCGUCCCUCUGCUGCCAAAAAGGAAAAGAGGGAGACCAAAAAAAUCUGAAAUUGCACCUUUUAAAACUAUGGUUGUUAAGGCUGCUGCUGCCAGGGCUCCUGCUCCAGCUGCUUCUGUUAAUAAUGUUAGUGGUCCUGCACGGCGACUGAGGAGUAGAGGUGAACAACACCCUUCAACACAGGAAGGAAAGCCUGAAUCGGAAGGCAACGUAGACCCCAAGACAACUGAGGUGACACCUGCAGAAAGUAGGAAUCCGUUGGUCUUACAAGGUAUUGAAAGAAGAAGAAGAAGAAGAUCUAAAGUGGCCGAUCAGCAAGUUCCAGCAAAAGUGUGCAGGCUGGAUGUUUCCCAGGAGGCCUCGUCACUGUUGAUCAACAACACAGGCUGUGGAGAGGGAACAGAGACCGAUAAGCAGGUGGAACUAAACGCUGACAAACAAGAGACAGAUGGAAAGAGCGGUCAACUCUACCAGCAAGAAGGGCAAGAGCAGCAGACGGACGUAAAGGAAGGUGCAUUACCGCAAAGACAACUGAGUUCUCAGCCAGCUGAUCCUGAAGUUAUUUCUUCAGAGGGUUUAAACUUGGUAAGCCCUACUCAGAGUGAUGACCCAAUGAACAUAAAGCCGGCAUCUGCCGUCAUGACUGGCAGCGAUGAGUCGCAAUCAAAAAGCAGUCUUGGAUCCCCAAAAAACCUGCAGAAUACAGAGUCCUAUAGCACAGAUGUUGUAACGUCCUCGGAACAACCAGCUAAAGCUGUUGGAGUCCCGCCUGCGGUGAAAGCUGAGAAUAUCAAGAUAGAGCUGGAUCAUUUAAAUCCUCCGUCCCAGUUAAAUAGUCCUAAAUCUUUACAAUGCAAUGCCAACACCACCGUUAAAGCUCUGGGUCCAAACCACGCUUUCAGGCGCAAGAGAGGCGGCAAGAGGAGGAGGAGAAUAAGGAGUGUUUUGCUCCAAAGAGAGACGCUUGUAGAGGGUCAUAAAAGCAGCGAUGACACUCAACAAAAUACAGACAAUGGUGACGAGGAUAAGGAAGCCGACUCUGUCAGCUACAUAAAAAAGGGGGCGAAAACUCUGUUAAAAUGUGGCUACUGUGGUCAUGUAUUUAAAUUUCACUCUCAGUUCAUCAUACAUCAACGCAUUCAUACAGGAGAACGGCCUUUCAAAUGCCCCGAAUGCGACAAAGGUUUUAGCAAAAAUUCGAACUUGAAUCUUCAUCUUAAGACGCACAAAAAGAGCAACAUAUAUCAAAAAUGUCCAUUUUGCAAGAUCAAAUUCUCUUGCGCGGAGUAUUCCUCUCAUAUGGCGAUGCAUGCACAGAUGCUGGACCAGGACUCUGAGAAGAAGAAAUCUGACAAACACAGCAUAGGGAAAGACCAUGGAAAACUUGACGGACUUCAGAGACCCAUUUCCCAAGAAAAGAGAGAAAAGAAAGUGUGCCAAUACUGCGGUAAAACCUUCCCGUUUCAGUCUGCCCUCAUAAGACACGUGCGCGUCCACACAGGAGAGAAGCCUUACAAAUGUGAUAUAUGUGGCAAAGCCUUCGGUCAGGCCUAUUUCCUCCGCGUCCACGAGCUGACACACUGGUCCGUGAAGCGUUACAACUGCACACGCUGUGAAAAGGCAUUCACUCAUUACAGCAAUGCAAAGAAUCACACCUGUCGACCUUCCGGAAGCGGUGGCGGUUUACAGCCCAACAGACGUGCGAAGCCUGCCCUAACAUACACGUGCCACAUCUGCAAGAAUGUUUUUGACCAUCUGCAGGAGUUCAACAGCCACAUGAGGGCCCACACCGGUGCAAAACUUUAUCGCUGCUUGUAUUGCGACAAGCUGUUUGGUGUGCUGUCUGAGUUCAGUGCCCAUCGCAGUCAGUGCCGAGGAGAGAGAAACGCGCCCAGCUCUGCGGUAAAAGAGGAAGAGACGAUGUCAUUAAUACAGUACACUGUGCCGGCACUUCGGUGUUCGUCGGGACACAAUGCGGCGGCGUCUCUCGCGGGUGCAAAUUGUGAAACGCAGAAAAUGACAUCGCAGACCAGUCCCAAGAAACACUUUGCUAACUUAAAGAAACCGUUUCAGUCAACGGGCAUGCCGCCUCACCAUCUCUCACACCUCGUGUCAAAGUUAAACAAACUAGACAACCGCUCGGACCCCAACAAAUAUUUAUGUCCCAGCUGCGGGCGACUGUUCAGGCACAUGGGCAGACUGCGAGCGCACAUGCUCACCCACGCCUCGGGUCAGAGUUACACAUGCUCCUGUUGCGGCAAGAUUCUGGAAAACUGGAAGAAACUGUGGCAUCAUCAGAGGAUCCAUCGGCAGAGACGCGGACGCUUCACUUGUCCUCAGUGCGGGCGAGGUUUUCGGUUUGUGCAUUCGUAUAAAAAACACAUGAGCGAGCACCCAGAGUUCCAGUGGAUUCAUGAAAGGCCCAAGAAAGUGUUUCUGCCUUAUCAAUGUGAGCAGUGCAGGUGCAGCUUUCACACUCUAGAUUUGCUGUUCAGUCACCAGCGUUGCCAUUCCUCAACACACAAGGACUCUGAUUUUGAUUUAUCCAUGGACGAUCAUACGCAGUCCAACAAGAAAAUGUUUUUCCCUCCCGCAAAUAACCACGUGGCUACAUUACAUCCAGAUCCUGAGGGAAAAAAAUGUAUUCUGGGCCACUUUUCCAAAUGUCCAGACCAAGCAACGCAAGAGUCUCCUCUCGCUCCCAUGAUUCCCUUCGUAAGUAAGGGUCCUGAUUUGGGUCAAACUCCUCAGGGUCCCAGCAGUGCACAUUCGAUCCAAGACAGAGAGACCAGUCGUGACGGAGUAGAUGUAGAUGCACUUGGAAAACCAAUUAAUCCGUUGAGAACUGUGAAAAGACACUUUGCCAGCAUAUCAAAUGUGGCGUCUGCAGAUGGUGUGAAGUGUGCUGUGUGUGGUGAUGCAUAUCUUGUCAUUUCAGACCUCUAUCACCAUUAUUUGCAGCAUGCUAGAGGCCAGUUGUAAUGACCUGAAUGAGGACACGUGCCCCUUCUGUGCUAACACAGAGGAUCCCGUAGUCCGGAAAAAAAAAUUAAAACUGUACAAACAUUGUCAGUUUACGGGAAAUGAAAUGCAUUAAAAAAAAAAAAAUAUGUGGAAGAUUGGUUUACAAUCAUGUAUUCAACCUGUCAUGCCUGAGAAAGAUUCUGAAAUAUACACAUGUGAAUGUACAAAAUAGGGACCCGUUCUGUUUUUAUGUAGCUCAUCAAGCAACUUUAGGUUGAAACCACUAGCUUGAUGUUAGUUUCUGUAAUUACAUUUCUGUUCAUCAAAAAAACAAAACAAGAUGCAGAAUGUGUCAAAAAGAUGCUCCAAAGUAGUGUGUACAUUUUAGUGCAUCAAUGCCAGGUAGAAUCAACCCUGGGAUAAUAUCAUCAGCUUCAACAGAAUAAGCAUUUGAAAACAGAAACUGGAAAUGGCUGAUUAUGGAAAACAAGUUUGAUGAAAACAUGAAAUAACCACUGAAACAUUUUGAACCCUCAUUCAUUUGUUUAACUGGGAAAAGCCCGCUGCACUGAUCAGAGGGGCUGACGUCACACUGAGUUGACGUGCAGACCUGACAAAGAACUCGUUUCCUCUUAGUUGUAACGCGCACCGUGGAGCUGCAUAGUUUUACAGAUUUCAAACAGCUGUUGAUUCGCUUUAUGACCAAUGUGAAUCUAAUUUCCAAUGUGUGCAUCUCAAAUCAUGCAGGCCUUGUCUUCCACACGUGAACUGUUAUUCAUGACGUUUCAGAGGAAGUGAUGUGUACUGAUUUCAAAUUUGUUUCGUUCUGGUCUCCAACAAGGACAUGUAUCAGCAUUUUGAAUUUACUUUUAAGUAAAUAUCGGCUUUACU
Messenger RNA from Cyclopterus lumpus (lumpfish), 4738 nucleotides. RefSeq lists its product as uncharacterized. NCBI's taxonomy places the organism in Eukaryota, Metazoa, Chordata, Actinopteri, Perciformes, Cyclopteridae. Gene Ontology annotation, biological process: negative regulation of transcription by RNA polymerase II. Gene Ontology annotation, cellular component: nucleus. Gene Ontology annotation, molecular function: DNA-binding transcription repressor activity, RNA polymerase II-specific; RNA polymerase II transcription regulatory region sequence-specific DNA binding. The transcript has 3 exons. The record is from RefSeq and is a predicted model, not a curated record. Bases 293 to 3865 code for a protein of 1190 amino acids.